Molecule: messenger RNA, 1149 nt
Organism: Ostertagia ostertagi
Lineage: Eukaryota; Metazoa; Nematoda; Chromadorea; Rhabditida; Trichostrongylidae
Source: the annotation of a GenBank genome assembly
AUGAAGAAAGAGCUGGAGACGAAGUUUAAAGAGAUCUAUGGUGCCGCCCCUGCAUUUAUAUUUUUUUGCCCGGGUCGGGUAAAUCUCAUCGGAGAACAUAUCGACUAUAAUGGCGGCCAGGUAAUGCCCUGCGCUAUUUCAUUGGGCACUUACGUCGCUAUCAAUACAAAUGACAGCGCACUUCUGCGCUUCCGGUCACUUGAUUUCUCUGAGACGGCCGAAUUACCGCUGGAAAAAAGCUAUACUAAAAAGGGGAAAGCAUGGUUCAACUAUCCGUUGGGUGUGAUCAAUGAAUUGUUGAAAAAACAUUCCCUUGGUGGUCUUGAUAUGUUGUUUUACGGAAAUCUCCCUAUUGGAGCGGGUCUUUCUUCAUCAGCUUCAAUUGAAGUAUUGAUGACGUUUGCACUCGACACGAUUUAUAAACUUGGUGUCGGCAAAAAAGAAGCCGCACUAUUAUCUCAAAAAGUAGAGAAUACGUUUAUCGGCGUCAACUGCGGCAUUAUGGACCAGUUCGCCGUAGCCAUGGGACAGGAACACAAAGCAAUCCUUUUGAACUGCGACACGCUGGCUUACCAGUACCUGCCUUUAAAUACCGGUGAAUAUAUCCUGGCAAUCAUUAACAGCAAUAAGCAACGUACUCUCGCUGACUCCAAAUACAACGAACGGUUUAGUGAAUGCCGGGCAGCAUUAAAGGCACUGAAGCAGAAUUUGAAAAUCGAUCAUCUUUGUGAUAUCAGCGUAGAAGUUUUUGAAAACCAUCGCCACCUGAUCAAUGACGCCGUGCUGGAAAAAAGGGCUUUGCAUGUCGUGAGUGAAAAUGAACGUGUACAUAAAGCCAAAGAAGCGCUUUCCGCGAACGAUCUUAUCCAGUUUGGCCGCCUGAUGUAUGAAUCGCAUCAAUCCCUGAAAGAGCUGUACGAAGUGUCAGGAAAGGAACUUGAUACGAUCGUGGAAUUUGCAGAGAGCUUUGACGGAUGCAUUGGCGCUCGUAUGACAGGAGCGGGAUUUGGAGGCUGUGCCAUCGCCCUGGUGGCAAAAGAACGAAUGCCUGAUUUUGAAAAACAACUUAAACCGUAUUACCGCGAAAAAAUAGGGUAUGACCCUGCUGUUUUCGCUUCUGAGGUUGGGGAUGGUGUGCGGGCUUUAUAG